UCGAAUGAUUGUUUGGUGAACACCCGUUUAGUAGAAGCUACACUCUUUUUCACUUUUAGUGAUGCCCCACUUGUUUUAUUAGCAUUUAUCAAGAUUAUUUGCACAUAGUUGGGAUUUUAGUGUGUGAAAGUUGAUGGAGAGAAUGUAUGGUGUGAGUGGUGGAGGAAGCUUGUAUGAGUAUGAACAUGGAGUUGUGAUGACAAGAGAUCCAAAGCCGAGGCUGAGGUGGACUAGUGAUCUUCAUGAUCGAUUUGUUGAUGCUGUUACUAAGCUUGGUGGCCCUGACAAAGCAACUCCCAAGUCAGUGCUGCGGCUCAUGGGAUUAAAGGGAUUGACAUUGUACCAUUUAAAAAGCCAUUUGCAGAAAUACAGACUUGGACAGCAGGCCAGGAAACAGGACACAAUAGAACAAAAUAUUGACAACAGUGGGGAUUCCUACAGACAAUACAGUAUGCACGUCGUAAGCACGAGUGCCACCUCAUCAAAAGUGAACAAUGAACAAGGAGAUCAUUCUCUAGGGGAGUCAUUAAUGUAUGAGAUCGAUGUUCAGAAAAGAUCAAAAGAGCAGCUUGAUGUACAAAAGAAAUUACAGAUGAGAAUUGAAGCCCAAGGAAAGUACCUGCAGGCUAUACUAGAGAAAGCUCAAACAAAUCUUUCACUCGAUAUGAAUAGCUCCGGAAACUUGGAGGCUACAAGAGUCCAACUAAACAGCUUCAACCUGGCGCUAUCUAACUUCAUGGAAAAUCUAAACGAGGGAGACAGGAAUCAAAACAUUUCAGAAUUGGGAAAAAUUAAUGCCAAUAGUAGGAACACGAGUGCAUCAAUAUACACAGGGGAAGUUGCGGAAAAGAAAGAUGUCAAGCUUAAGGUUGAAGCGGGUGCUGUAAACUUUGAUUUGAAUAUGAGAGGUAGCUAUGACUUUCUUGGCACUAAUGAAACUGCAAUGGAACUGAAGCCAUUUGCCUAUAGGAGGUAGAUAUCAAUUGUAUAUACAAUUUCACAUAUAAUGCCCCAUGAUCUUGAAUGCAAGUGUUAUCAGCUCUAACUAAAUUUCAAUUAAUUUGAUAUCGAAUAUAAAUAUCCUUAAUUUAUUUAU
Messenger RNA from Daucus carota subsp. sativus, 1096 nucleotides. Its product is annotated as myb family transcription factor PHL11. Lineage: Eukaryota; Viridiplantae; Streptophyta; Magnoliopsida; Apiales; Apiaceae. Bases 134 to 976 code for a protein of 280 amino acids. The transcript is spliced from 6 exons. The record is from RefSeq and is a predicted model, not a curated record. Gene Ontology annotation, molecular function: DNA-binding transcription factor activity; DNA binding.